AUGACUCGAUCCCAGGAGCCUGGAAAUCCUAACAGCCUUAUGGAGGUAGGCUUCUCCACUGGGGACAUCAAUGCCGAAUUCAUGCCAGAGCCAGAGUCAGAGUCAGAGUCAGAGUCAGAGUCAGAGUCAGAGCCAGAGUCAGAGCCAGAGUCAGAGCCAGAGCCAGAGCCAGAACAAGAUCAUUGA
Penicillium cosmopolitanum is the source of this 186-nucleotide messenger RNA. RefSeq lists its product as uncharacterized. The coding region runs from base 1 to 186 and encodes 61 amino acids. The record is from RefSeq and is a predicted model, not a curated record. The transcript has a single exon. Lineage: Eukaryota; Fungi; Ascomycota; Eurotiomycetes; Eurotiales; Aspergillaceae.